Pelecanus crispus (Dalmatian pelican) is the source of this 1368-nucleotide messenger RNA. The record is from RefSeq and is a predicted model, not a curated record. NCBI's taxonomy places the organism in Eukaryota, Metazoa, Chordata, Aves, Pelecaniformes, Pelecanidae.
AGGACCCAGUCUCUGGAUUGGUACUAUAAUAAUGUCAAAAGCCGGUUUAAGUGUUUUGGAAGUGCCAAAGUCCUGAAGAACUUAUACAAGAAGCAUAGACUGGAGAGCGGAGUUUGUCCUGAUGUAACAGAAGGAGGUUUUUUUGAAGGAAGCUUUGAAAAUGAAGGAAGCAUUUGUGGCAGUGACUCUACAUUCUACCGACAGACAGAAGGACACAGCAUGAUGGAUACCCUUGCUGUGGCCUUACGUGUUGCAGAGGAAGCAGUGGAAGAAGCUAUUUCUAAGGCAGAGACCUACAGUGAUAGCCUGGACAAGCAGAACGAGGCUUGUUACUUGCAGGAGCACAAGGAGGACCUCAUAGAAGAGCUAGCCACAACCAUCGUGCAGAAGAUUAUAAAGAAGCAGAAAAACAAAACUGAGCAGGCUGAGGCUGACUUUGAAUGGCCACCAUCCAGGAGCAGUGGCCUGGCAUCUGUUGCUGUCUCAGAUCAGAGUAUGCUGACUUUUCCAGGGAGCCGCAGGGGGUCCUACACCUUAUGGAGGUCUCAGUCUGCAUUCUCCCUGGCUAGUGAAGAUAUGCCCAGUAAAGGACUUGACCCUGCAUCAUCUGUGACUGAGGCUCUUUGGAGGCAGCAAAAAGGACAUUUCAGGAAACAGAAGGAACGCAAGCUCUCUGCAUUACCCAGCUGGAAAAGUGUGGACAGGCUAAAUGAAACAAAUCCACCUUCUGUUUUUCAAAGCACUGAUGGAAACUGGGUAGCUUUGCAGAAUGUCACUUUGCCUCGUCCUCGAAUGCUUGCCAAACCAAAGAGUCAAGUAUUCGAAGCUUUGGAGAAUGAAUCCAGCGUUGUGUCUGCCUAUGAUGAGAUGGGCUCAGACAGCGAGGAUGACUACGACUGGAAUGUGGCCUUGAACAAGCUGCGUCGGAGACCUCGGCAAUUACCAGACGAUUUCUAUUAUACCAAUUCCCAAUAUGGUACUGAAUGGGUUUAUGGCAAUGAUCAGUAUCAGGCAGUGACCUCCCCUUCCUCUGGGUUAUACACCAAUACUGAGACACUGCUCUCCGAUUCUGAAACAUCUUCAGUAAACUCUUCCCAGGAAGCUAAAGGACCUAGCAAACUUCUCUGGUUACAAAGCAGAACUCAAAGUGAUAUGCCCAGAAUGGAAACAAAACAUUUCCACGGAGAGCUGGAUGUAAAUUUCAAUCCACAGGCAACCAGCUUGGCGUAUUCAGACAGCAGUGAGACUGAAGAAGUCCAUUAUGAUUUAGAAAAGAGAUCAAGAAGAUGGAGGAAGAGCAAAGCAAUUUCUGAAGAAUUAUGUGAAGGAAAAAAUCGCACAAAAACCAACCAGAUGAAUUUAAGUCAG